CUCUGCCCACCGAGUAUCAUUCUUAAUCGCCCUCUCUCAACAAAAAUGAUCUUCAGCAUCUUCGCUCUCCUUCCGUUUGCCCUCUUUGCUGCUGCGCAAAGCCAGUGCGACACCGGGUACAUCAAGUGCUGUAACGGCAACAACAUUUAUUCGCAAACGGAGCCUAACCUGUACGAGCUUGGCCUGGUUGACGUUGCUGCGGCAGUAGACGCAUUCGUGGCUCUCGAGUGCUCUGGGGUCAGCGUUGUCGGUACUUCCUCUGGCUGUACAGCCAACCAGCAGCCCCUUUGCUGUGAGAAUGAGAAAUACAAUGGUAUUGUCAGCAUUGGCUGUACUCCCAUCGGCGUCGGCCUUUGAAUGACGGAUGGCGCGUAUGGAUAAAAUUGAGGGUUUCUGUGGUCUCCGAAUUAUUACCUUAUUUUGAUGGAUAUAUUACUCUCCUGUCACCACCACGCUCCUUGUUUGUAAACUCAUCAGUACAAGUACCAUGAUACCUGCCUGUCUACGAUGGAACUAUUACUGUCUU
Suillus clintonianus is the source of this 526-nucleotide messenger RNA. Its product is annotated as fungal hydrophobin. Gene Ontology annotation, cellular component: fungal-type cell wall. Gene Ontology annotation, molecular function: structural constituent of cell wall. The transcript is spliced from 3 exons. The record is from RefSeq and is a predicted model, not a curated record. Bases 46 to 357 code for a protein of 103 amino acids. NCBI's taxonomy places the organism in Eukaryota, Fungi, Basidiomycota, Agaricomycetes, Boletales, Suillaceae.